GUGGGGUGGAAGGGCGUGGUGGGGGCGGGUAAGAAGCCCCCAGCAGUGCCUGGCCUCCUGCCCUGGCGCAGCCUGCCUGUGGCACAGCAGGCAAAGCGCGGGAGGCUGAGCUGGAAUUUUCUGAUCCAAGAGCUGAAGAUGUGACGCCACCGAGCUUAGAUUACCAUAUUUCUGGUUCCCAAAAGAGGACGUUUGGGGGUACUGGAGGUGGUACUGCGAUGGGGGUACUCACUGGAGGCUGAACAUCGAUGGGCUGCUGGUGUAUUUCCCCUAUGACUACAUUUACCCGGAGCAGUACUCAUAUAUGCUGGAGCUCAAGAGAACGCUGGAUGCCAAGGGCCAUGGCGUGCUGGAAAUGCCCUCGGGGACUGGGAAGACUGUUUCCCUCCUGUCUCUCAUUGUGGCCUACCAGCGGGCCCAUCCGCUGGAGGUGACCAAGCUGAUCUACUGCUCCAGAACCGUGCCUGAGAUCGAGAAGGUCAUUGAGGAACUACGGAAGCUCCUGGAUUUCUAUGAGAAGCGGACAGGGGAGAAGCUCCCUUUCCUUGGCCUGGCUCUGAGCUCCAGGAAGAACCUCUGCAUCCACCCCGAGGUGAGCUCACUGCGGUUCGGGAAGGAGGUGGACGGCAAGUGUCUGAGCCUGACGGCGUCGUACGUGCGGGCGCAGCAGCAGUGGGACAGCGCCAUCCCCUCGUGCCGCUUCUUUGAGGAGUUCGAUGCCCAUGGGCGGCAGGUGCCCAUCCCCUUUGGUGUCUACAACCUGGAUGACCUCAAAGGGUACUGUCGGCAGAAGGGCUGGUGCCCCUACUUCCUCGCCCGCUACUCGAUCCUCCAUGCCAACAUUGUCGUGUACAGUUACCACUACCUCCUGGACCCCAAGAUCGCAGACCUGGUGUCCAAGGAGCUGGCCAAGAAAUCCGUCGUCGUAUUUGACGAAGCUCAUAACAUUGACAAUGUGUGCAUCGACUCCAUGGGGGUGAAUAUCACGCGCCGGACGCUGGAUCGCUGCCAGGCCAACGUGGCCACGCUGCAGGCUACCAUCCAGAAGAUUAAGGAGACGGAUGCCCAGAAACUGAAGGAGGAAUACAGGCGGCUGGUGGAGGGGCUGAGAGAGGCCAACAUUGCCCGGGAAACGGACAUCUACCUGGCCAAUCCAGUGUUGCCUGACCAGAUUCUCCAAGAGGCCGUGCCCGGGAACAUCCGGACAGCCGAGCACUUUGUGGGCUUCAUGAAGCGCUUCCUGGAGUACCUGAAGUCACGGCUGCGGGUCCAUCACAUGGUGCAGGAAAGCCCCCCCUCCUUCCUCAAGGACGUCUUCGAGAAGGUGUGCAUCGAGCGCAAGCCACUGCGGUUCUGUGCGGAGCGGCUGCGCUCCCUGCUCCGCACGCUGGAGAUCGUGGACAUUGCUGACUUCUCUCCCAUCACCCUCAUCGCCAACUUCGCCACGCUCGUCAGUACCUACGCCAAGGGCUUCACCAUCAUCAUAGAGCCCUUCGACGACAGGACCCCCACCAUCGCCAACCCCAUCCUGCAUUUCAGCUGCAUGGACGCCUCCAUCGCCAUCAAGCCGGUCUUUGAGAGGUUCCAGUCGGUCAUCAUCACCUCGGGGACGCUGUCCCCGCUGGACAUAUACCCCAAGAUCCUGGAUUUCCAUCCUGUUACCAUGGCCACCUUCACCAUGACUCUGGCCAGGACCUGUCUCUGCCCUAUGAUUGUGGGGCGAGGAAACGACCAGGUGGCCAUUAGCUCCAAGUUCGAGACCCGUGAGGACAUUGCUGUGAUCCGGAACUAUGGCAACCUGCUGCUGGAGAUGUCUGCGAUCGUGCCUGAUGGCAUUGUGGCCUUCUUCACCAGCUACCAGUACAUGGAAAACAUCGUGGCCUCGUGGUACGAGCAGGGCAUCCUGGAGAACAUCCAGCGCAACAAGCUCAUCUUCAUCGAGACGCAGGACGGGGCCGAGACCAGCAUGGCACUGGAAAAGUACCAGGAGGCCUGCGAGAAUGGGCGGGGAGCCAUCCUGCUGUCCGUGGCCAGGGGAAAGGUGUCCGAAGGCAUCGACUUCGUGCACCACUACGGGAGAGCUGUGAUCAUGUUCGGCGUACCCUAUGUCUACACCCAGAGCCGCAUCCUCAAGGCACGGCUGGAGUACCUGCGUGAUCAGUUCCAGAUUCGGGAGAACGACUUCCUGACAUUCGAUGCCAUGCGGCACGCAGCGCAGUGCGUGGGCCGGGCCAUCCGUGGCAAGACAGACUACGGGCUCAUGGUCUUUGCAGACAAGCGUUUUGCCCGGGCAGACAAGCGGGGGAAGCUGCCACGCUGGAUCCAGGAGCACAUCACGGAUGCCAACCUCAACCUCACAGUGGACGAGGCCGUGCAGGUGGCCAAGUACUUUCUGCGCCAGAUGGCCCAGCCCUUCCACAAGGAGGACCAGCUGGGCCUGUCCCUGCUCACUCUGGAGCAGCUGCAGUCGGAGGAGAUGCUCCGCAAGAUCACGCAGAUCGCGCACCAGGUGUGAGCCAGAGCGGCAGCUGUAGGGGACCUUGGCUCACCCAACAUGCUGGCAGAGGGCUGGCUCCAGCGGCAGACAGGUGCUGGCCCUGCGGCCAGGGCCUUGUUUGAUACUGGCUUUUAUACUGAAGGUGACUGUCUGGGACACAGCAAUAAAGAACAGGACAUA
Messenger RNA from Caretta caretta (loggerhead turtle), 2677 nucleotides. It is a transcript of the gene ERCC2, whose product is annotated as ERCC excision repair 2, TFIIH core complex helicase subunit. Gene Ontology annotation, molecular function: hydrolase activity, acting on acid anhydrides, in phosphorus-containing anhydrides; damaged DNA binding; DNA helicase activity. Lineage: Eukaryota; Metazoa; Chordata; Testudines; Cheloniidae. The record is from RefSeq and is a predicted model, not a curated record. Gene Ontology annotation, cellular component: nucleus. Gene Ontology annotation, biological process: positive regulation of mitotic recombination; nucleotide-excision repair; transcription by RNA polymerase II.